Molecule: messenger RNA, 1088 nt
Organism: Pyricularia oryzae 70-15
Lineage: Eukaryota; Fungi; Ascomycota; Sordariomycetes; Magnaporthales; Pyriculariaceae
Product: 60S ribosomal protein L20
Exons: 5
Coding region: 65-589 (174 amino acids)
Biological process (GO): translation
Cellular component (GO): cytosolic large ribosomal subunit; ribosome
Molecular function (GO): structural constituent of ribosome
Source: RefSeq, a predicted model, not a curated record
UUUCCAACUCCAAAAUUUGACGAGCGUUAAAGCACAACGGACCGACCAAGAACAAAUCCGCAAAAUGGGUCGCCUUCAGGAAUACCAGGUCAUCGGUAGGCAUUUGCCUACCGAGUCGAACCCGACUCCCAGCCUUUACCGCAUGCGCAUAUUCGCCCCCAACGAGGUCGUUGCCAAGUCGCGGUACUGGUACUUCUUGCGUGGUCUCAAGAAGGUCAAGAAGGCCACCGGUGAGAUCGUUGCCGUCAACAAGAUCCACGAGAAGCACCCCCUGAAGGUCAAGAACUUCGGUAUUUGGAUCCGCUACAACUCCAGGUCCGGCACGCACAACAUGUACAAGGAGUACCGUGAGCUGUCCAGGACUGCGGCUGUUGAGGCUAUGUACCAGGACAUGGCCGCCCGCCACCGUGCCCGUUUCGCCUCGAUCCACAUUCUCCGUGUUGUCGAGCUUGAGAAGACCGAUGACAUCAAGCGCCCUUACAUCAAGCAGCUCACCACCAAGGGCCUUACCUUCCCCCUCCCCCACCGCGUCCCCAAGAUCAACAACAAGAAGAUCUUCAGCGCGAGGCGCCCGUCGACUUUCGCUUGAGCGGUUGGGUGAUUACCAGGGUUUGGAGUGUUUUGCGGGUGUUCUUUACGGGUCCACGGUCAUGGUCGGUUCUCAGCAUUUGCUCUUUAGGAAGGGCAGCAAUGAACGAAGAAUAAACUUCAGCAUGGUCUUUCUUCCUAGUCGGACGGCGCCCCUGGGUUUGAAUCAGGCGGAAGCCGGUCCGCAUUUCAGUGAUUUGGAGUUUCUCUGGGACAGGAGCAAUGGAUUCAAAAAAAAGUGCCAAAUUCCAUCUUAUGCCACUGGGUUGUUGCGGUGCGUAGGAUGCUUUUAGCUACCUACCUUACCUAACUUGACUUGCGGUCCAGCAAGGAAGAAUGAGACCAUGUUCGGUACGGAAACGAGGAGCGAGUUAAGAUGACUACUUCUUUGAAAUCAAUGAUAAACGACACGAUCCACUGUGGCUACUGAGGCUACCAUAUCGAUUUCCCCUUGAUUACUGAUGAUGUGACUCACACGAUGAGUACUGGGUUGACUGGGA